AUUGUUAUUAUUCAAUAUGAUCAAUCGAUUCUCUGUUUGUUAUCUUCGAAAGCACUGAACGGAUUCUUUAGAUCGAGAAAGCUCUCUCCGGUAUUUAGACUGAGCUUCUAAAAGUCUAAAUAUCGAAUGUUACAUUUUUAUUAAUAUUAACAUUAGAAACUAUGAUACGAUUUCAUUCUUGACUAAACGUAACGGCAAUAGUGAAACCUACUAAUAAAAGUAAGAUCCCGGGUUCGAUUCCCGGAGAGUCAAAAUAGUUUCGGGUCUCGCAACGCGAGCAACGCUCCAAAGAAAGAGAUGCACGUACGUCACCCCGAGUCCGACGCAGAUGGGGCGUGGCGUCCGACAGCCGUGCUCCAUGAGCUGCGGCCGCGGGGCCGUGCCCUCGUUGGCCUGCGCCGCCUGCCUCUGCCUCUACCACCCCGCCUGUCUGGGGCUGACGCACGCGCCGCCGCAUCCCUUCUUUUGCAAGAACUGUGACUCUUCGUCGCCCCGGGAUCCCCCGUCGUUGGUCCACAAAUCUGGGGUGACGACCGCGUCCGGUCUUCAAGCUCCCGUCCCCGUCCCGGCUUCGGUCGAUCAGGCGGCCGACUCGGUGCCGGUCCCGAGGCUCGUCCCGGCUCCUAAGACUCAGAAGAACGACAAGCGCGUGCUGCUGCGGAUGAAGAUGUCCGGCGGCGCGGACGGCCAGAGAGUGUGGGCGGUGUCCCCGAGCGCGACUUCCGCCUCGACACAGGCCGGCCCCGCCCCUUCGGCCCCGCCGGCCCAGGCGCUGCCCCAAACCCCGAACACCUCGUCCGCUACGCUCCAGAGACACGCGUUGCCGCAGUCGUUGGCCGUCAUCAACGGCCGACGCUUUAUAGUCGUUUCGCGCGGACUACCGAACUAACUUCAAUAAAUAAAAUAAAAAUAAAAUAAACUUCAAUUUUACUCAAAUUUUAACGUUCCGAAGAUUCGCGCUUUGCUUUGUUUAGAAUGGCGUAACGAGGGAUAGGGCUUAAUCUCAAAUGGCUUUUGAGCAGUUUUACGUUUCCGCAAAUUCGACCCGUUCCUUGUCGACAUUUUACGUUUUACGUUGAUAUUAUACUAGUAUUAAGAGCCGGAGGAAACCGAAUAAAGAAUUGAAAAUCACACACGGGUUUUCCUACCUCGACCGAUCUGUUCGAUAAGGUGAGUCCGCUUCGGAGCCGUGAACCACUCGAUUCGUCAUUUUACUUUACGAUUGACACGAAAUCGUACUCUAUCGUAUGCACCGUCGCUUUUCCGAUUCGAUCGAGCGUCAAUUUAUUGUAUCAAUCGUCGAUU
Molecule: messenger RNA, 1305 nt
Organism: Pieris rapae (cabbage white)
Lineage: Eukaryota; Metazoa; Arthropoda; Insecta; Lepidoptera; Pieridae
Exons: 3
Coding region: 329-889 (186 amino acids)
Source: RefSeq, a predicted model, not a curated record